Messenger RNA from Oncorhynchus keta (chum salmon), 6007 nucleotides. Its product is annotated as polycomb protein suz12-A-like. Lineage: Eukaryota; Metazoa; Chordata; Actinopteri; Salmoniformes; Salmonidae. Gene Ontology annotation, cellular component: ESC/E(Z) complex; nucleus. The record is from RefSeq and is a predicted model, not a curated record. The coding region runs from base 65 to 2284 and encodes 739 amino acids. Gene Ontology annotation, molecular function: chromatin DNA binding. The transcript is spliced from 19 exons.
AGGACUUGACAUUUUUUUCUUCCAUAUUUGGAAUAUACCUGGGACAUUUAGUAUUUCCGGGGCCAUGUCUCCCCAGAAGCACGGUUCUUCUGACGGCGGCAACAACGUAUCGGGUCCCGCUGUGGGAUACGUUGGUACCGGUGGCGGCAGAGCGAACGGCCGUGUCUACCACCACCAGACAACUGCACUUGUGACGCCCGCAGCCAAGAAGCCGAAAAUGGAACUGGUUCAAGCCGAUCAUGAGUUGUUCUUGCAGGCAUUUGAAAAACCGACCCAGAUCUACAGGUUUCUCAGAACAAGGAACUUGAUAGCGCCCAUAUUUCUGCACAGAACCCUCACCUACAUGUCCCACAGAAACUCCAGAACAAACGCCAAACGGAAGUCCUCCAGGGUGGAUCACCUGCUGUACAGAGUGGAGAAGAAGAGGGCUGAGCAGAAGGCACACAGCCUGGCUUCACACCUGCAACUCACCUUCACUGGGUUCUUUCAUAAAGUCGAGAAGUCAUCCGUAGACUCAGAGAAUGAGCAGAACUCUGUUUCUCUAGAGGUGCUGCUGGUUAAAGUCUGUCACAAGAAGAGGAAGGAUGUGAGCUGUCCAGUGAAGCAGGUUCCUACAGGGAAGAAACAGGUGCCUCUGAACCCAAACAGCAGCACUCCCAGCAGUCAGCCCAAGCCGGGCUCCUGUCCUUCUCUGGUGGUGUCCAGUAGUGAGUUUGAUGCCAGCAACGGCCACACGGUUAAGUCCUACUCCCUGUUGUUCAGAGUGUCUGGACCAGGCAGGACGCAGCACAACGGACUGGUCAAUGGACAGACCAAUGAGAAUAUAGAGGGGGUGUGUAACAGGAAGAAGAGAGGUUCCACCGUCAGACAAGAAGAAGUUGGAGAAACAACGUUCGUAGCUCAGAUGACUGUGUUUGAUAAGAACAGGCGUCUGCAGUUGUUAGAUGGAGAGUAUGAGGUGUCUAUGCAGCAGAUGGUGGACUGUCCUGUCAACAAGAAGAGAGCCACCUGGGAAACGAACCUGGAUGGAAAGCUCCUCCCUCCGUUUGAGACGUUCUCCAAGGGUCCUACUCUCCAGUUCACACUGCGUUGGACAGGCGAGCCCAGUGAUAGGUCCACGGCCCCUGUGGCCAAACCCCUCGCCACACGGAACGCUGACGCUAGCAGCCUGACCUCCGACCCUAAGCCCUGCUCCCUCAGACCCACUCAGACCGUAGCUGUGAAAGACUCCUUCAGCAGUUCAGAGUUUCAGAUGAGACAAGAACACACACUUGAGGAACCAAGUGACAAUCUACGCAUAUUCUACCAGUUCCUGUAUAACCACAACACACAGCAGCAGACCGAGGCUAGAGAUGACCUCCACUGUCCCUGGUGCACUCUGAACUGUAGGAGACUCUACAGUCUCCUCAAACACCUCAAACUGGCCCACAGCAGAUUCAUCUUCAACUACGUGCCCCACCCUAAAGGAGCGAGGAUAGACGUGUCUAUUAAUGAGCGUUACGACGGGGUGCAUGCUGGGAAUCCUCGGGAUAUUCACAGUCAGCCCGGCUUCGCCUUCAGCAGGAACGGACCCGUCAAGAGAUCCCCCGUCACACACAUCCUCGUCUGCAGACCGAAGCGUCUCCUCCCCCCCAGUCUGUGUGAGUUCCUGGAGGCUGAUGGAGGAGAGGGAGACCAGCAGAGAAUCAUCCCAGGUCACAACCGCCUCUACUUCCGCUCAGACAGCUGUACCCCCAAAACACCCCAGGAGGUAGAUCACGACAGUGAGGAUGAGACUGACCCCUUCUGGCUCCGAGAGAGGACCAUCAUGCAAAUCCAGGAGUUUACAGACGUGAACGAUGGAGAGAAGGAGGUGAUGAAGCUGUGGAACCUUCACGUCAUGAAGUCUGGCUACAUAGCAGACAACCAGAUGAACGGAGCCUGUCUGGCGUUUGUGGAAGGUUGCGGUGCGUACAUUGCCAGGAAGAACCUCUGUAGGAACUUCCUGUUACACCUGGUCAGCAUGCAUGACUUUAAACUGGUUACCACGGCAACCAUCAACCAGGCCAUGACACGCCUCCGACACAUCCAGCAGACCCAGCGGCAGGAAGGAGGAGAGUGUUGGGUGACAGCGCUGGAGUCUCCGUCUGAGCUGCAACCCGACUAUGCCACAUGUAAUGACGACCACACGGAUGGUAAGAGUAACCAUGGUAAUGGCCGCACGAACGGAAACGGCGAUGGCGACGAAGCUGGUAGUUCUGUUGCUGUGGAAACGUCCAGGCCGAGCAAGAGGCAUAAGUUGUGAGGUACCCUCCGGCCCUCUCCUGGAGGAGUGAUGAGUAUCUAAAAUGAUGCCCGGUGAUUGGCUGAGUGGAGGGUGAAAGAGGGUGUGUUGGUGUUGGUGGUGAUUGGAGGGAAUAAUAAGAGAGACUCAUGAUGACAUCAUACCAAACAAGCACUGGGUGUUGGGUUUACCGUAUAGAGGUGGUGGGCCAGAAUCAUUUAAGUCCAUUUGGACACACACACACACACACACACACACAGUCCCACUGGUUAUAGCAGGGAAACCUUGGUCUAGUUUUUCCCCAUGUCUGGUUAUUCAGUCUUGCUUUGAUGUCAUUAGACUGACGUUACAGUGACCAUGAGGUCUGUCAACGCAUCACUUUAGCAAUAACUUAGUCCCAACUGGCACCAUAUUCCUUUAUACUAGUGUGCACUACUUUUUACCAGGCCCUGCUAUAGACUAGGGGGUGUACUUGUACAUCAAGCUGUCUGCUGUAGACUAGGGGGUGUACUUGUACAUCAAGCUGUCUGCUGUAGACUAGGGGAUGUACUUGUACAUCAAGCUGUCUGCUAUAGACUAGCAUUCUGUCCAGGAGGUGUACUUGUACAUCAAGCUGUCUGCUAUAGACUAGCAUUCUGUCCAGGAGGUGUACUUGUACAUCAAGCUGUCUGCUAUAGAUUAGGGGAUGUACUUGUACAUCAAGCUGUCUGCUAUAGAUUAGCAUUCUGUCCAGGAGGUGUACUUGUACAUCAAGCUGUCUGCUAUAGAUUAGCAUUCUGUCCAGGAGGUGUACUUGUACAUCAAUCUGUUUGCUAUAGACUAUGGGAUGUACUUGUACAUCAAGCUGUCUGCUAUAGAUUAGCAUUCUGUCCAGGAGGUGUACUUGUACAUCAAGCUGUCUGCUGUAGACUAGGGGAUGUACUUGUACAUCAAGCUGUCUGCUAUAGAUUAGCAUUCUGUCCAGGAGGUGUACUUGUACAUCAAGCUGUCUGCUAUAGAUUAGCAUUCUGUCCAGGAGGUGUACUUGUACAUCAAGCUGUCUGCUAUAGAUUAGCAUUCUGUCCAGGAGGUGUACUUGUACAUCAAGCUGUCUGCUAUAGACUAGCAUUCUGUCCAGGAGUGGUACUUGUACAUCAAGCUGUCUGCUAUAGACUAGCAUUCUGUCCAGGAGGUGUACUUGUACAUCAAGCUGUCUGCUAUAGACUAGCAUUCUGUCCAGGAGGUGUACUUGUACAUCAAGCUGCCUGCUAUAGACUAGCAUUCUGUCCAGGAGUGGUACUUGUACAUCAAGCUGCCUCACUACAGAAGCAGGAGGUGGGCUCCUGCCCUCUGGGCCGUUCUGGCUGUUACAAAGCUUUAACACUCUAGGCCGAGGCCCAUAGGGUCCUAUAUAGAUCAGUGGUUCCCAAACUGUUUCACUCAGGUCCCUCUUCCAGCAUUGGGGAACAUCCAUGUCUAUGGGCACAAGCACUGUUCAUGACACAAACGGUUCACACCCCUAAAAUGUUGCAGAUUUUAAAGCUUAUUUCCUUGGGCGUCUGUUUGAGACAGACUUGGGCGUCUGUGCACUAGAUAGGAAAUAAGGUGCCAUUUGGGAUAUUUGCUUUGGGACAAACUCGUUUAAAAAAAAUAUAUAUAUAUAUAUUAAUUAUAGAGACGGACCGAAAAGACUUGGGUCGUCUUCACUUGGGAUGGACUACGUGAACAAUAUAAAUGUUUGUUUUCGUUUUUCUUUUGCUAAACGUUUUUGCUACAGUGUGCACUAAUGAAUACAACCCUGAUGACGGACAGACUCUGCUGUAUUGUAUUGUUAUUAAGGGGAAUGGUUGGUUGUAAUGAUGAUGCAUUCUGAAUGUUAACAUUUGAUUGUUAUGUUUAUUACUAUGGGGGCCAUUUGAGGCUAAACUUGAGGGACGGUACACUGGUCUGAAGUCCAGCUCUUGGAAACAGUGUUGUUGGACUAGAAUGUGUCUGGCUCAGGGUAGAAACAUCCCUUUGCCCCCCCCCAUCCUAAACUAAAUGUGUAUUGCUGUCAGACCUCUGUUACUAUUUGGAGUCUUUAAUGUUUGCUCUAGCCUGCCUGGAGUGCUAGAUGGGAGGAGUUGCAGUUUUGGGACUCGUCUUUAGGUCCAUUCAAGCCAGGCAAGCUCAAUCAAACACAGAUCGAGUAUUUGAACUCAGGUCUGAUUAGCACUCAAGUCAGUCAGGAGCCAAUGGUGCUACUAGACAGAUGAUUCAGGCCCUCAGUGAGCACAGAUCGCAGUCAUCUGUAACCUUUUUGAGGUCGUCAGGUCAUUAGGUCAAGGUUCAGUUACACUGUAUGACCACAUUCAUCAUCAAGCUGAAACCGUGCAGCACCCGCAUCCACUCACUGCUUUUGGGUAGUGUCCCGAAUGGCUCCCUAUAUAGUAUACUACUUUUGACCAGGGUCCACAGGGUAGUGCACUACUUAUAGGGAAUGAGUUGGGAUGCACUCUUACUAUGUUGGAGUAAUUUGGUAUAUAUAUAUAUAUAUAUAUAGUGUACCAUAGGGCCCUGGUCAAAAGUAGCAUGGACCACAGGAGGUUGGUGGCAGCGUUAAUUUGGGAGGACGGGCCCUGGUCAAAAGUAGCAUGGACCACAGGAGGUUGGUGGCAGCGUUAAUUGGGGAGGACGGGCCCUGGUCAAAAGUAGCAUGGACCACAGGAGGUUGGUGGCAGCUUUAAUUGGGGAGGACGGGCCCUGGUCAAAAGUAGCAUGGACCACAGGAGGUUGGUGGCAGCUUUAAUUGGGGAGGACGGGCCCUGGUCAAAAGUAGUAGGGACCACAGGAGGUUGGUGGCAGCUUUAAUUGGGGAGGACGGGCCCUGGUCAAAAGUAGCAUGGACCACAGGAGGUUGGUGGCAGCUUUAAUUGGGGAGGACGGGCCCUGGUCAAAAGUAGCAUGGACCACAGGAGGUUGGUGGCAGCGUUAAUUGGGGAGGACGGGCCCUGGUCAAAAGUAGCAUGGACCACAGGAGGUUGGUGGCAGCGUUAAUUGGGGAGGACGGGCCCUGGUCAAAAGUAGCAUGGACCACAGGAGGUCGGUGGCAGCGUUAAUUGGGGAGGACGGGCCCUGGUCAAAAGUAGUAGGGACCACAGGAGGUUGGUGGCAGCGUUAAUUGGGGAGGACGGGCUCGUGGUAAUGGCUGGAGCGGAAUGGUAUCUAAACAUGUGAUUUCCAUGUGUUUGAUGCCAUUAUGAGCCGUCCUCCCCUCAGCAGCCUCCACUGGUAUGGGCCCUGGUCAACAGGAGUGCACUAUAUAGGAAACAGGGUCUCAUUGCUUCUCCAGUGUUGGGGUGGAUCUUUUCAGGUGUGAACUUGAAUUUGCAAUCAAUCAGGACCCAAACAAAGGAAGCUGUUCCUACGUUCUGUAGCUGUGUGCAGUAUGUUGACUAGGGUCAUGUUCAUUUGGCACAAAACGUUAGAAAGCACUCAAAAACGAGGGAGUUGGAGGUACUCUCUGUACUAAUCCAAUAAAACACUUAUCUUCUGUUGCAAAACGUUUUGCUACAGUGCGCCUCAAUGAACAUGACCGAGGUUUGUGUAUGUAUAUAUAUAUAUAUAUGUCACUUCAGGAAAAAGGAGCAACAUUUUGCUCUAGCGAACCCAGAUAAGACUUUUGUACACCAACAUCCUAAAACCAGCUGGACGUUGGAAUUGAGUAAUAAAGGAGUCAUAGAAAAUGUUUUCUAUUUAAAAGAAUAAAGAUGUUUUGUACUAUUA